GUAACGAGCAAAUUACGACCAAUACGAAUUCGACACAACACGGCUUCAAACUUACCUCAAUACUUGAUGUCUGCCCUGUUUCGGGUAUAUAAAGUCUACCACGGCUCUCACCUUCGCGACCAACUUGAACAUCCAGUGCCCUGCAGCCCACUUGCGCAAAUCACCGAGCAACCAUGUCAGGCGUUCUUUGCGUCUGGGCUGCUGACUUACCAGAAAGCUCUGAACAAUGGUACGAAGAUGAAUUUAUCCCAGAGAUGAUGUCCCGUCACUCAGACAGGGUAUUACUAAGUGAGAUUGUCGAGACGCCUCUAGACAAAGACCUAGAAGGUGUCGCAACGAACGAUGCACCUUGGAAGAGUAUGGCAGUGUACGAGGUCGACGAUGUACAAAAGAGCACAGAGGCAACAUAUGACGAAAGUAACCAUCCGGCGAUGGAUGGGCCUCUGAAGGGUUCGCGGUUCGAUGUCAGAACGUACGAGUUGAUCAAAGUAUGGCAAGGCGACGAACAAUGGAACUGCGAUGCAGCAGAUGUUGCCUCGUUACUCUUCUUUGAAUGGCAGCCUCGUGCAGGGCGUGAAAGGGAAGUACUCGAAUUCUACGAGUCUGAGAUCGGACCUCUAUUCUCGAUGGCACCUGAGAUCCUGCGUUUGCGAUGGUUCAAAAUCAAAAAUGCUAUAACGCUGAAGAAGGACGCAUUUAGUACACUGAAGGAGGAAGACUUGCAUACCUACACGGCGAUUGCGGAGAUGAAUUGUGAAGAGUGGCCAUGGGGUGAGAUCUUUGCACUGAACCAGCUGCCUCAAUGGGCGGAGUAUUUCGAGGAUCAGAAAGCUGUGAGAUGGCAGGCUAGCCAUCAUGUGGUUAAAAGGAGUUAUCCGGCUGCUGAAAACAAUGAUAGCAGCGAUGCUUGUAUAGCAAGAUAAGCUGGAUGAUUUCGAAUUGUUAAACAAUCCCCACCCCU
Messenger RNA from Boeremia exigua, 961 nucleotides. RefSeq lists its product as uncharacterized. The transcript has 3 exons. NCBI's taxonomy places the organism in Eukaryota, Fungi, Ascomycota, Dothideomycetes, Pleosporales, Didymellaceae. Bases 174 to 923 code for a protein of 249 amino acids. The record is from RefSeq and is a predicted model, not a curated record.